AUGGCCACCAAGGAGGACCAAGAGACACUUCGCCUUCUUGUCCAGCACGUCUCCAGGGCCUUCUACGAGGCAAAGUUCACGAUCAUUUUGGACCAGCUUGCACGCCAUCCGGUCCUCAAAGACGAUGAUUUGGCAGGGAGAAUGGGGCUCCAGCCAAAGGAGCUGAACAAGAUCAUCGCCGUAUUGCACAAUGACUGUUUGGUCAAAAUAUAUCGGCAAAACGAGCUGAAGGAAGGUGCUCAGCGGUCAGUUGGGAAGCAAUAUUACUAUAUCGACUACGAACAUUUUUGCAAUGUUGUCAAGUGGCGAAUUGCGACGAUGCGACACAAAAUUGAUUCCUCGCUGCGCAAUGAACUUGAUAACAAAGGUUACAUUUGUACCCAAUGCAAACAGUCCUACGCGCCCCUCGAAGUCGACAAGCUCAUGGACUUCAAUCUCGGCAUCUUGAUAUGUGAGAUCUGUCAUGCAGAGGUGGUUGAUAACGAGAAUGCGGAGAGCGUACAAGGGAGCAAAGACAGGAUGCAGCGGUUUAAUCACCAAAUGAGGUUUAUCCGUGAGGGCCUGCAGAAAAGCGAGGCAAUGGUCUUACCUGCAUUUGACGUCGCAGCGUGGGUGAAGAACAACCCGAGCGACGCCGACAAACAAAAAGCAGCUCAGACGGGUUCAGACCUCAAGGUUGCCGGGUCAGAUUCAAAGCAACAGGAAGAUGCUGGGAUUAGGGUUAUGAUGGCUAUGGAUAAAGAUGAGAUCACACGAAAGCAUGAAAGGGAUGCCGAAGCAGAUUUGAAGAGGCAGCAGAAUGCACUCCCAGCAUGGCAUUUGAGGAGUACGAUUACCGGGGAUCUGACGGCGCUUGGUGUGCAGGAGAAUGCUCGAACGGAGGACAAGUUAUCAAACGACGACAUGCUGAGGGGUUUGGGCGUUGCUGGACGGCAGGUGCCACAGCAGCAAGUUGUUAACCUCGUGGAGGACGUCAAGCCAGUUAUUAAUCCAGAGUCGGAUUUAUAUGACCAAUAUUACGCGUCGUUGGCGGCAUCAGCGGCCCCAUCCGCACAAGCGACCCCCACUGGUCUCAGUGCCCCUGGUAGUUCCGAUUUUGGUGAUUUCCCCAACGACGAAGAGGAAGAUCGGAAACCGAAUCUUGAGUACCUAGACUCACUCAACGACUAUCGGAAACGGUCCCGUUCAAGAGAAGAUGUGGGCUCGGUAAAAGUCAAGGUAGCAAAAAUGGAUGCGCUGCCGGUAUAUGACUAUGGGAUGGUCAAUGGGUAUACGCCGGAUGGUGGGAUUGAGAUAGAGCAAGAUGCGAUCAUGGUUGAGGAGAUUCCACCGCCUUUUGAGGGCGAGGAAGACCCUAUGGUUAAUGUGAACGGUCUCCCGAAGCCAUAUUCGCAGGUCACGGAAGAAGACCAUGAUCUGAUGACGCCAGAUGAGUACACGGCGUUCUUUGAGAUUUUACAGGCGCGUUCUUGA
Laccaria bicolor S238N-H82 is the source of this 1473-nucleotide messenger RNA. RefSeq lists its product as uncharacterized. Gene Ontology annotation, cellular component: transcription factor TFIIE complex. The transcript is spliced from 7 exons. Bases 1 to 1473 code for a protein of 490 amino acids. The record is from RefSeq and is a predicted model, not a curated record. Gene Ontology annotation, biological process: transcription open complex formation at RNA polymerase II promoter; transcription initiation at RNA polymerase II promoter. NCBI's taxonomy places the organism in Eukaryota, Fungi, Basidiomycota, Agaricomycetes, Agaricales, Hydnangiaceae.